Etheostoma cragini (Arkansas darter) is the source of this 411-nucleotide messenger RNA. RefSeq names its product interferon a3-like. The record is from RefSeq and is a predicted model, not a curated record. Gene Ontology annotation, biological process: defense response. Gene Ontology annotation, cellular component: extracellular region. NCBI's taxonomy places the organism in Eukaryota, Metazoa, Chordata, Actinopteri, Perciformes, Percidae. The coding region runs from base 1 to 411 and encodes 136 amino acids. Gene Ontology annotation, molecular function: cytokine receptor binding. The transcript is spliced from 4 exons.
AUGUUGCAGGGUGCUGAGACGUCUCACAACAACCUGCCGUUUCCCUACAAGUUCUACAGUCGCAUAAGGAAACACACGGUGGAGUCCCAGCUGAUUUUCAUCAGAGACAGUCUGGAGCUGAUUGAAGAUCUCUAUCACCAUAACAACCGCUCCUCCGUCGCCUGGGAUACGAAAAAGACGGACGAGUUCCUGAUGACGGUGUACAGACAGAGGGACGAGAUCUCCCACUGUAUCUUGACGAGGAGGAGAACCGGACAAUGGCUGAAGAACUACUACAAGACACUUAAGAGUACUCUGGAUGACAUGGGAGGCAGCAGUGCAUCCUGGGAGAUGAUCCGGAAUGUGACUGACGACCACCUGUACCGGCUGAACCUGCUGGUCCACUUCAUGUUGAAAAAGCAGAAGAACUGA